AGCGCCCGUUGAGAACAGUCGGACUGAUACAAUGUUUCUGGGAAGAGAAUUGGGUUUGGCCCUGAUAUCGUUAAUCUCGGGGUUCCUCUUCAGCGACAAUCGUAGCAAUCCCGAAGGAUACGUCCGUGAUACAUCGGCCAUUCGGAGCGAAUAUGACUUUAUUAUCAUCGGAGCUGGAUCAGCAGGAGCAGUAAUAGCUAACCGGUUAACCGAAAUUGAAGGAUGGAACGUUCUGCUGUUAGAGGCAGGAGACGAUGAGAGUAUCACUGGGCAAAUUCCACUUUUUGCUGCCAGCCUGCAAUUGACGAAUGUCGAUUGGCAAUACAAAACGGAGCCUCAAGCCAAUGCAUGUCAAGGAUAUAUCAAUCAAAAGUGCAAUUGGCCUCGAGGUAAAAUGCUGGGCGGAAGUUCGUCCAUCAAUUACAUGUUGUAUGUUCGAGGAAACAAACGCGAUUACAACAAAUGGAGAGAUGAUGGAAAUACUGGAUGGGGAUACGAUGAUGUCCUGCCAUAUUUCCUGAAAUCUGAAGAUAAUCAAAAUCCAACUCUUGCCGGAACAAAAUAUCACGGCAAAGGUGGAUACUUGACGGUCGGAGAGGCUGCCUAUCGUUCACCAUUAGGUGCUGCGUUUAUUCAGGGAGGAGUAGAAAUGGGUUACGAAAAUCGUGACUGUAAUGGCGAAUUCCAGACAGGUUUCAUGAUUCCUCAGGGAACGGUACGUCGUGGAAGACGUUGUUCGACUUCGAAAGCAUUUUUACGGCCAGUUCGUCAUCGGAGAAAUCUUCACAUUUCUAAAAAUUCACGCGUUUUUAAAAUUAUUAUUGAUCCAAUUACAAAGGUAGCAACGGGCGUAGAGUUUGAAAAGAAAGGAAGAACGUAUAUCGUUAAAGCUAGCAAAGAAGUUGUAUUGUCUGCCGGAAGUAUUGCAUCUCCACAAAUCUUGAUGUUGAGCGGAGUGGGUCCAGCAGCUCACCUGAUGGAGAAAGGCAUUACGCCCAUUUUGGACCAGCAAUAUGUUGGUGAAAACUUGCAUGAUCAUGUCGGUCUCAUUGGAAUGGUUUUCUUAAUUGAUAAGCCAUACUCUGUAAUAUCAGCCGCAAGAGUCAUGAAUUUGCCAGUAAUCCUGAAUUAUACUCUUUUUGGAGGAACUACUAUGUCACUGUUGGGAGGUGUGGAAGGACUGGCAUGGGUCAAAUCCCAAUAUGCUAGUCAGGUAGAUGACUGGCCAGACAUUCAAUUACAUUUCGGUUCCGGCAGUGAAAUAUCCGAUGAUGGAACUGCCGUCCGUUUCGCCCAUGGUUUUCCGGAUGAUGUAUGGGAAAAGUACUACAAACCAAUUCUUAACAAAGAUAGUUGGACCAUUUUCCCUUUAUUUUUGAGACCAAGAUCCCGUGGAAAUAUUCGACUCAAUUCCAAGGAUCCUUAUGACAAACCUCUCAUCAAUCCAAAUUACUUUAAAGACCCAUAUGAUUUGAAAAUCACCAUUGAAGCAGUCAAGAUCAGUAUAGCUCUGAGUAAAACAGAAGCUUUAAAGAAAAUGGGUUCCAGGUUGUAUGAUAAACCUUUCCCAGGAUGUGAAGGAUUCCAGUUGUGGACAGAUGAUUACUGGGGAUGCUGGAUAAAGAGAUCUAGUUUUACAUUGGCUCACACCGUUGGCACUUGCAAAAUGGGUCCAGACACAGACCCCACAGCAGUUGUUGAUCCUCAGUUGAGACUUCGAGGUAUUAAAAACUUGCGUAUAGCCGAUACUUCCAUCAUGCCAUCAGUACCUAGUGGAAACACGAAUGCCCCAACGAUAAUGGUUGGAGAGAAAGCAUCAGACCUGAUUAAGCAAACCUGGUUAUAGUAAUGUGAAAAUACCCAAAUUGUAUUUAAAAUCAAACAUAAACUGUAAUACAACUAAGGGUAACAAAAAGAAACAA
Daphnia carinata is the source of this 1922-nucleotide messenger RNA. Its product is annotated as glucose dehydrogenase [FAD, quinone]-like. The record is from RefSeq and is a predicted model, not a curated record. Bases 32 to 1846 code for a protein of 604 amino acids. Lineage: Eukaryota; Metazoa; Arthropoda; Branchiopoda; Diplostraca; Daphniidae. Gene Ontology annotation, molecular function: flavin adenine dinucleotide binding; oxidoreductase activity, acting on CH-OH group of donors. The transcript is spliced from 6 exons.